AUGUCUCGACUCGGAAACCGUGCCGACUGGGCCGACGAUGAGGAGUUCGACGACCCCUCCGCACUCCCCGCGCAACAAGUGAUCACCAACAAAGACGGCACCAAGACGGUCAUCUCUUACCGGUUUAACGACGAGAACAAGAAAGUCAAGGUCACCCGCCGCAUCAAGACCACCGUUGUGCGCGAAAAUGUUAACCCGCAGGUCGCCGAGCGCCGGUCGUGGGCCAAGUUCGGGCUCGAGAAGGGCCACGCCGCGGGACCCUCGUUCGACACCACCUCGGUCGGCGAGAACAUCAUUUUCCGGCCCAGCAUCAACUGGAAGGCGCAGGCUAAGGAGGCCGAGAAGGAUGGCGGCGAGAAGGGCAGCAUGAAGGACCAGCUCAAGGACAAGAAGGUCAAGUGUCGUAUUUGCAGUGGCGAGCACUUUACGGCCCGCUGUCCCUUCAAGGACACCAUGGCCCCCGUCGAGGAGCCUACGAGCGGUGCUGGCGGAGAUGCGGACGAAGACAAGGCUGGCGCUCUGGGGAGCGGCUCGUCCAGCUACGUGCCGCCUCACCUGCGGAAGGGUGGUGCUGGUGGUGGCGAGAAGAUGGGUGGCCGUUUCGAGAAGGACGAUCUGGCGACUUUGCGAGUUACAAACGUCAGCGAGUUGGCAGAGGAACAGGAAUUGCGGGAUCUCUUCGAGCGGUUCGGCCGUGUCACCAGAGUCUUCCUGGCCCGGGACAGAGAAACCCAGCGGGCCAAGGGCUUCGCAUUUAUCAGCUAUGCGGAUCGGGGCGAUGCGGCGCUGGCCUGCGAGAAAGUGGACGGCUUUGGUUACCGACACCUGAUUCUUCGCGUCGAGUUUGCCAAGCGGUCGACCUAG
Messenger RNA from Penicillium alfredii, 864 nucleotides. RefSeq names its product translation initiation factor eIF3 core subunit g (gene tif35). Gene Ontology annotation, cellular component: cytoplasm; eukaryotic translation initiation factor 3 complex. Gene Ontology annotation, molecular function: RNA binding; translation initiation factor activity. Bases 1 to 864 code for a protein of 287 amino acids. Lineage: Eukaryota; Fungi; Ascomycota; Eurotiomycetes; Eurotiales; Aspergillaceae. The record is from RefSeq and is a predicted model, not a curated record. The transcript is spliced from 4 exons.